UUUAAUGGGGUUCAUCGUUGGGUGAGGAAAUAAAAAGCUUGAUUAGUCACUGCUACUAUCUUUGAACCCAAGUGGUUAAUUCAAAUUUCAAAGGUGAGUGUCGCAACCGGUGGCAGAGACGAUAGUAAAGUGGAUACAACAGCCAGAGCCACAAAGGAUGGCCUGCUGGUGAUAUCAGAUCCAACGACCUUCAUCUUCUUGUGCGGGUCUUUUGAGGCUAGAAGAGGAUCGCUGCCAUGCCAACCAUACCGGCCGUUUUGCUGUUUGUGGUGUGUUAUGCAGAACUUCAUCAUAUGGCCUCCUCCGAUACAGACACGCAAGAUGCUGUGGCACUACAAUCUUUGAAGGAGCAAUGGCAGAAUACACCACCAAGCUGGGGAAAGUCAAAUGACCCUUGUGGGGCACCAUGGGAGGGAGUCACUUGCACCAAUUCUAGGGUGACCGCAUUGAGAUUAUCGACAAUGAACCUCAAAGGAACACUUAGUGGUGACAUCGGCCAAUUUACUGAACUGAGAUCCUUGGACCUGUCAUUCAACCGAGGUCUUACAGGUUCCCUUUCUCCACGAAUAGGAGAUCUGCAAAAGCUAAACAUACUGAUCUUAGCUGGCUGCAGUUUCACUGGUAGUAUCCCAAAAGAAUUGGGCAAUUUAGCACAGCUGUCUUUCUUGGCUCUAAAUUCAAACAAUUUCACUGGUGGUAUACCUCCCUCCUUAGGGACACUGUCAAAACUUUAUUGGCUGGACCUAGCAGACAAUCAAUUGACUGGUGUAAUCCCUGUCUCAACUGACAAAUCCCCAGGACUUGACCUCCUCCUAAAGGCAAAGCACUUCCACUUCAACAAGAACAAGCUAUCAGGCCCCAUACCGCCCAAGCUUUUCAGUUCUGAAAUGGUUUUGAUACAUGUAUUAUUUGAUGGAAACCAGCUCAGUGGGACAAUUCCAGAGACACUGGGACUUGUUCAAACUCUUGAGGUUCUCCGGCUUGAUAGGAACUUCCUUAGAGGGUCUGUUCCAUCAAAUCUCAACAAUCUCACAAACAUCAAUGAAUUGCAUUUAGCACAUAAUCAACUGACAGGCCCAGUACCCGACCUAACAGGGAUGGAAUCUCUCAAUUAUGUGGACCUUAGCAACAACUCAUUUGAUCCAUCAGAAGCUCCUUCCUGGUUUUCAACAAUAAAAUCUCUAACUACACUGGUCAUGGAAUAUGCGAAACUUGAAGGGACAGUGCCCCAAAAGCUCUUUAGCUUUCCACAAUUACAGCAAGUGAAAUUAAGGAACAACUCAUUAAAUGGCACUUUGGACAUGGGAGAGAGCAUUAGCGAACAACUUCAGCUUGUUGAUUUGCAAGAUAAUAGAAUUUCCAGUGUGACGUUGGGCUCUGGAUACACAAAUACUCUAAUACUUAUUGGAAAUCCUGUGUGCACCGUUGCUCUCUCAAAUACCAACUACUGCCAACUUCAGCAACAAUCAGAAAAACCCUAUUCCACUAGCCUUGCUAAUUGUGGAACCAAAUCUUGUCCCCCUGAACAGAGACUUAAUCCUCAGAGUUGUGAUUGCGCCUAUCCUUAUGAAGGAACAUUAUACUUCAGAGCACCUUCUUUCCGAGCAUUGUCCAACGUCACUGUGUUCCAAUCACUGGAAAUGAGUCUAUGGGUGAAACUUAGUCUAACUCCUGGGUCAGUUUCUCUUCAAAACCCCUUCUUUAACACGGAUGACUAUCUUCAGGUCCAAUUGGAACUUUUUCCAUCAUACGGAAAGUAUUUUAAUCGGUCAGAGAUACAGAGAAUCGGGUUUGCUCUAAGUAAUCAAACUUAUAAGCCUCCUCAUGAGUUUGGACCCUAUUAUUUCAUUGCAUCUCUUUAUGUGUUUCCAGGUGGACAUGGAGGAGCUUCAUUAAGCACAAGUAUAAUUAUCGGAAUAGCAGUGUCUGGUGCUGUUCUGGUCCUCAUUCUCAUGGGGGUGGGACUCUAUGCCAUUUGGCAAAAGAAACGAGCAGAGAGAGCCAUUGAAUUAAGUAGACCUUUUGCAUCUUGGGCUCCAAGUGGUAAAGAUAGCGGUGGUGCACCACAAUUAAAAGGAGCUAGAUGGUUUUCUUAUGAAGAACUAAAAAAAUGCACCAAUGGUUUUGCGGAAAGCAAUGAAAUUGGAUCCGGGGGAUAUGGAAAGGUUUAUAGAGGAACAUUCACAAGCGGACAACUGGUGGCGAUCAAAAGAGCACAACAAGGAUCCAUGCAGGGAGGGGGUGAGUUCAGGAAUGAAAUCGAGUUGCUUUCACGGGUUCACCACAAGAACCUUUUGGGUCUCAUCGGUUUUAGUUUUGAGCAAGGAGAACAGAUAUUGGUUUACGAAUUUAUGCCCAAUGGAACACUAAGGGAGUGUUUGUCUGGGAGAUCAGGCAUUCACCUGGAUUGGAAGAGGAGACUUCGUAUUGCUCUAGGCUCAGCUAGGGGAUUAGCUUAUCUUCAUGAUCUUGCUAAUCCUCCAAUAAUUCACAGGGACGUGAAGUCAAGUAAUAUUCUAUUGGAUGAAAAUUUAACUGCAAAGGUUGCAGAUUUUGGACUGUCAAAACUUGUAUCAGACAGCACUAAGGAGCAUAUUUCCACUCAAGUUAAAGGCACAUUGGGUUAUCUAGACCCUGAGUACUAUAUGACCCAACAACUGACACAGAAGAGUGACGUUUACAGCUUUGGUGUCGUAAUGCUAGAAAUAAUAACUGCUAAGCAACCAAUUGAGAAAGGUAAGUACAUAGUGCGUGAAGUGAAGCUCGAAAUUGACAAGAAUGACGAACACUAUGGAUUGAAGGAUUUAAUAGAUCCAAACAUCGGAAGUGUAGCCAAUCCCAUAUGUUUUGCAAAUUUCGUGGAGUUGGCAAUGCAUUGUGUUGAAGAAUCAGCUGUAGACCGCCCAACAAUGAGUGACGUAGUGAAAGAGAUUGAAAGCAUAUUACGAAAUGAUGGGUUGAAUACAAACUCAACCUCAGCAUCAUCAUCUGCUACAGACUUUGUAUUUUCAAAGGGCACCAUUCCCCGGCAUCCUUAUAAUGAAUAUCUACCAAGAAAGGAUGUAAGCAAUAGCAAUGCCUUUGACUACAGUGGUGGUUACACACUCUCAACUAAGGUUGAGCCCAAGUAGCUCAUGUUGUUCAUUUUCAUUAGCCUUUGUUUGUUAUUAAUGUAUGGUUAUAGCAUAGUUAUAUAGUUUUAGAAUCACAUGACAGAUAAUGGUAUAUAUAUGUAAUUUUUCUCUCA
Molecule: messenger RNA, 3247 nt
Organism: Nelumbo nucifera (sacred lotus)
Lineage: Eukaryota; Viridiplantae; Streptophyta; Magnoliopsida; Proteales; Nelumbonaceae
Product: Leucine-rich repeat protein kinase family protein
Biological process (GO): protein phosphorylation
Molecular function (GO): ATP binding; protein kinase activity; protein binding
Source: RefSeq, a predicted model, not a curated record